Colletotrichum gloeosporioides is the source of this 336-nucleotide messenger RNA. Its product is annotated as putative low-specificity L-threonine aldolase. Gene Ontology annotation, cellular component: cytosol. NCBI's taxonomy places the organism in Eukaryota, Fungi, Ascomycota, Sordariomycetes, Glomerellales, Glomerellaceae. The transcript has 2 exons. Gene Ontology annotation, molecular function: L-allo-threonine aldolase activity. Bases 1 to 336 code for a protein of 111 amino acids. Gene Ontology annotation, biological process: L-threonine catabolic process; glycine biosynthetic process. The record is from RefSeq and is a predicted model, not a curated record.
AUGCCUUCUUCCAAGAAUGCUGAGCUCAUGGCCUUCUCCCCUGCGAUAAUGACCAAGUGGAAGGCGGCAGCCGCCAAAGCAUCGAGAGACUUCCGCUCUGAUGUCGUCACGGUUCCAACGCCAGACAUGGUGCAGGCAACGGUGAGCGAUGAUAUCGACGAUGUUCACGGUGACCCAUCCGUCAAGGCUCUCGAGGCUAGGCUGAUGGAGUUGACUGGCAAGGAAGCCGCUCUCUGGGCAGUUUGGGGCACUCAAGGCAACCAGAUCUGCCUCCGAACCCAUCUUAGCCAGCCGCCUCAUACCGUACUUCUGGACUACCGUGGUCACGUCCAUUGA